This is a messenger RNA of Nerophis lumbriciformis (worm pipefish), 2897 nucleotides long. RefSeq names its product ADP-ribosylation factor-binding protein GGA1-like. Gene Ontology annotation, molecular function: phosphatidylinositol binding; small GTPase binding; ubiquitin binding. The record is from RefSeq and is a predicted model, not a curated record. Lineage: Eukaryota; Metazoa; Chordata; Actinopteri; Syngnathiformes; Syngnathidae. Gene Ontology annotation, cellular component: trans-Golgi network. Gene Ontology annotation, biological process: intracellular protein transport; Golgi to plasma membrane transport; protein localization to cell surface.
CGCGAGAUUUGACCUCUUGUUUGGAAUUCCCUAAAGAUGGCGGCGGCGCCUCUCGAUGAGGAGAGCCUACAGUCGCGUAUCAACAAUGCCACCAAUCCUCUGAAUAAGGAGACUGAUUGGGAAAAUAUCAAGGUUUUCUGUGAGCAACUCAACAAAGAACCAGAAGGGCCCCAGAUUGCUACCAGACUUCUGGCCCACAAAAUCCAGUCUCCUCAGGAAUGGGAGGCCAUGCAAGCGCUUGUGGUUUUGGAAACGUGUAUGAAGAACUGUGGGAAGGAGUUUCACAAUGAAGUGGGAAAGUUCCGCUUCCUCAAUGAGCUCAUAAAAGUGGUCUCACCGAAGUACUUGGGAGCUCGUGCUCCAGAGCCAGUGAAGACCAAGGUUCAAGAAAUGAUGUUCAGCUGGACGGUGAAACUCCCAGAUGAGACCAAGAUAGCUGAUGCGUAUCAGAUGUUGAAGAAACAAGGUAUUGUCAAGCAGGAUCCAAUACUUCCUGACGACAAGCUCCUUCCACUCCCACCACCCAGAAUAAAAAGUGCCAUCUUUGAGGAUGAAGAGAAGUCCAAGACGUUGUCUCGCUUAUUGAAUAGCUCUCAACCUGAAGAUCUAAAAGCUGCAAACAAGCUCAUUAAGGAGAUGGUUCAGGAGGACCAGAAGCGUGUAGAGAAGCUGUCAAAGCGGGUAAACGCCAUUCAGGAGGUAAAGGAGAGUGUCAGCCUGCUGAGUCAACUGCUGGAGGGCUACAGCAAGGAAGACCGCUCACAGAGCAACCAGGAGCUCAUUAAGGAUCUUUACCAACGUUGUGAAAAAAUGAGACCCACACUGUUCCGGUUAGCCAGUGAUACAGUGGACAACGAUGAAGCCUUAGCGGAUAUCUUACAGGCCAAUGACAGCCUGACACAAGUGAUCAACCUCUACAGGCAGCUGGUGAAGGGGGAAACGCUGACAAAUGAUUGUACAAACACACCUUCACAACCAGGCAGCAGUAGCUCGGCGCUGUUAGACCUGACAGGACUAAGUGCACCAGAUGACGAAGCACCAUUUAACCCAGAACUCUCCAACCUAGACACCCUGUGUCAAAACAUGGGCAUCAGCCUCCUGGACGAUGAGCUCAUGUCCAUGGGACUAAAUGUUACAGACUCCUGUGAGCAUCAGAACACUUUACAGUCCGCUGUUCCAGAAAACCCCGCUCCGGCAGUCCCAGCUGCGCUGUUGCGUCCGGCUGUAGUGCAAACUCCACAUGCUGUAGCAGAGGCACCCAAAGCCAUGGAUGAGCUCGACAUGCUGGGGAAGACAUUGUUACAGCAGUCCCUACCUCCACAGAACCAGCAAGUUAAAUGGGAUAAAGUCCAACCUCAGUCUCGAGUGACCUUACGAGAUCUCCAGACCAAGUCCAACUGUAACUCUGGACCUGUUCCAACCCUACAACCGUCAGCUCCCGCGCCCUCAUCCAACUUGGCUUUGUACGAACACGCUGACAGUUCUUCUGGCUCCUACAACAUCUCCCUAGCUGACGUUACAGUGCCUCUGGAAUUAAUCCACCCAAGCAGCUUGCUACCAGUGACUGUAUUUGACAAACUCAGCCUACGCGUUUUGUUCACGUAUGCCCGAGACUGUCCGCCAUCACGGCCGGACGUUUUGGUAGUGAUCAUUUCCAUGCUGUCUUCAGCGCCCAUUCCUGUCACUAACAUACGCUUUCAAGCAGCGGUACCUAAGGUAAUGAAAGUGAAGCUGCAGCCUCCAUCGAGUACUGAACUCCCAGCAUUUAAUCCUAUCCUUCCUCCGGUUGCUAUCACACAGAUUCUUCUGCUGGCUAACCCUCAAAAGGAAAAAGUGCGUCUGCGUUACAAGUUAACCUUCAACAUUGGGGAGCACGCUCACGACGAGUCGGGUGACGUGGACCAGUUCCCGCCCCCGGCCUCCUGGGGGAACCUUCAGUGAGAAGAACUGCCUUUCAUCUACGGCUUCCUUCUGAAUUUGGGUUGAAAGCGUCCCAUUGAACUGGUUCUUUGUUGAAGAGAGCAGUUACGUUUCUACCCGGUGCCUUCCUGUCCUUUGUGGGGUUUUGUUUGUCUUUUCCACUUUUUCCUGUCACAUUUAUCUCAAACAAAACUCUUUCCAUCCAGGGAUGUUUGGGGGAACAAGUUGAUUUAUUUAAAUGAAUAUAUGCAUCCUUGAUAUAGCAUAAAUUGGUACAUCAAGGCUGUUAUUGUUUUUACAAAGCAGACAUGAAGCGUGUGACAAUGGCGAUCAUUGAAGUCUUACGAGUGUUUUAAUCACAUGGGAAGUGGUGCCGUUACACACAUUUUAAUGAACCUUCCAGGUGAAGCAGUCACUUGAAAUCACAGAAAAUUGUGACGCACGUGUAAUCAGACAUGUUUGCGUACCGUUACAUAAAAUGUACGUUGUUAUGCUGCACUCCAGCAUGCCAGUGUUGAAGGAAUUAUUUUCCCACUAACGUCAACAUUGUACUUUUUCAGCAGUGAUUAAUUAUUUGCAAAUAAUGGUGUUGCUGGUGAGAGCAUCACGUUAUUACGGUGCCAUGAAGAAGACACCCUACUCAUUCAAUUGAAUGAUAUCACUUGUCAUGCACUUGUUUGAUUUUUGCACAUGAAACAUGUUUAUUUUUAUUCAUUUGCUGCCUUUUUUGAUGAAUGUUUGACCCAAAGAAGGACCCCACUUAAGUCCUGAGUUGACAUUGCUGACAUCGUUGAUCUGUGAUUCUACCACACGUGCCUGAAAUCAAGGUCCUUAUUUUUUUGUGCAUACCUAUGUACUGUACAUCUCUUGUAAUAUGUUAAUGUCCGCAUCAAAAGGUACAUCACGUGAUGAAACAACCUACAGCAUGAGUCUAUGGCCACUGAGAUUAUACUGAUAUGACAAUAAAGAAUGAAAUU